Molecule: messenger RNA, 5874 nt
Organism: Penicillium psychrosexuale
Lineage: Eukaryota; Fungi; Ascomycota; Eurotiomycetes; Eurotiales; Aspergillaceae
Product: putative gelsolin repeat protein
Exons: 3
Coding region: 1-5874 (1957 amino acids)
Biological process (GO): barbed-end actin filament capping; actin filament severing
Molecular function (GO): actin filament binding; phosphatidylinositol-4,5-bisphosphate binding
Source: RefSeq, a predicted model, not a curated record
AUGGCUGCUCCCACCGAGAGUUCCGAGGAUGUCAAUGAUUUCCUUGAGCGCAUCCGGGAACUAGGCGACCGCCGUGACAAGGAAGACGACGAGCGGACCAAGAAACUAGAGGAGGAGAUCCUGCAGGGCCGGAAGGAAAGGCAAGCCCGGAGAGCUGAGCGUGCACGAUCACUCGCCCUCACCGACGAUUCAUCCACCCUCAAUAUCGCACGAAUGAGCACUUCAUCUAUCAGCACCCGGUCGAUCGACCCUCCGGAACUCCUUGAGCCAACGCUGAAAACACCGCAAACCCCAGGACCCGAGCCACCAAUCCCGAGCGUGGAUUCGAGUCAAGACAUGGAGCCCUCCGAUGCCGACAAGCGGCGGGGAUCAAUCCCGGAUCUCGGAUUGGAUCUCGGAUUAGAUUCUCCCUCGCGGACACGACUACCCAUGUCUCGCAACCGCGCAGGGACUUUGUCAUGGCAGCAACGCCCCUCCUCACGGGACUUCGGCAUGUCACCCGCUUCAACAUCCCCAACUCGCUCCCCAACUCGUGCAAGCCACCUGAGAAAUUUGUCUACGGCAUCGGAUGAGAAUACACUGUCUAAACUCCAAUUCGGAUUCCCGCAGCCCAGGAAGGAUGCCCCUGUGCUCCCUCCAUCACCGGACCGCGGGGCUGAGUCGACAGUACACAGUGAGAAAGAGGAACAGAUGGAUAGCCAAACAGACGUGAUUGUGGAGCAUCAAGAGCCCGAGGUGGUCGAAGACCCAAAUACCGAACUAGAUCAACAGGAAGCAGUAGAAGAGACAUCAUCGUCGCCCCCGAGGACUGGUUCUCGCGAUAGCAACAUGAGCCAUCGCUUCUCUGUAUCGUCGGUUUCGGCCACUGGACUGGGGUCGCCAGUGCACCUGUCAGAGACUCCGAAGCUCGAGCCUCGACAGAAUGAUUCCUCGUUGGAGGAGUCCAUGUCGCCGUCUCCUACCCAGCGGCGGAUGUCACCAGAGCGAACACGGUCGACCUCACCCACCAAGGGCCUGGGAGGCUUUGUUCAGAGUGCUAUGAUGAGAAGAUCAGAUAGUGUGUCAAAAAGGUGGAGUGCACAAACUCCACAGGGGCUUGGGCGGUCAAAUUCCAUUGUGUCAAACCGCAGCAGUGUGGCUGGUCCAAGUUUGAGUGAAAUGACCCCUCCAACUCUUGGACGAAUCAAUCGUGACCCUUCAACUCUCCUACAACGACCAGGCUCCAGCCACAGCGAGGCAGCCACCGAGACACCCGAACGACCAACCACAGCGGAUAAAGACAGUGUGAAUUUUGACAGCCCAGGAAAAUCAUUCCGACCUGGUCACUCUCGCUCUGCUAGCUCUGCCACCGCAGAAGGCAGUGAAUCUCAAGGUCCGUUUGUCUCGAAAACAAUGGACCCCAGGCGCUGGAGCCCCAACAAGGCUUCUUGGUUGGAGAGUGCCCUCAACCGACCCGAGCUACCACGACAAACCAGCAGACCCCCCUCGCAGCCCAACUGGGCCAAAGACCGACAGUCGAAAGGUAGCGUGGAUUUGGGACGAGUCAACAAUUUCAAGGAAGUUACCCCUCUCGGUUUGAUGCGAACACCCCCGCCAGGAACUCAUACAAAACUACCUGGUCUCUCUGUUCCAUCGCUUCCUACAAGCCCUAUCAAAGAUGGUGUUCCAGAGUCUCCAAUAGGAUUCCCUCUGAAGAAGAUUGGUAUCCCUGGUCCAUCGGUUCCUACGACCCCUAUCAAGGAUCCUGAGUCUCCUAUAGGAUUCCCUCUGAAGAAAGUUGGUGUCUCAGGCUCGUCUCUUCACAGGAACUCCGUCUCAGAUCCUCCCUCGGAAUUCCCUUUCAAGAAAUCCGGCACCCCUGGAGGGUCAGUCAGUGGAAGCCCCGAAGGCAAGCUCAGAGAUGCAGUACCCGAGUCUCCCUUGGGAUUCCCUCUCAAGAAGCCCCUCAGUGCGGGUUCGUCACUCCACAGGGACUCUGUCUCAGAGACCCCGGUGGAUUUCCCACUCAAGAGACCUGGGACCGCUGGAGGGUCAGUUAGUGGAAGUCCUGAAGGCAAGCUCAAAGACACCGCACCCGAGUCUCCCUUGGGAUUCCCUCUCAAGAAGCCCCUCAGUGCGGGUUCAUCACUUCAUAGGAACUCCAUCUCAGAUCCUCCCUCGGAAUUCCCACUCAAGAGGCCCAGUGUCUCUGGUCACUCAGUUUCUGGAAGCAUUGCUACCGUUCCUGAAUCUCCGUCGGAGUUUUCAUCCAAGAAACCCAGUAUUUCUGGUUCCACAAUCCCCGGAACCCCCGAUGGCAAAUCGAAGGAGAUAGUUCCACAAUCUCCGUCAGUUCUCGGUGGCCCUGACGCUGGACAAACAGAAGAGGAAACCCCAGCUUCUCCAUCGCCUGUCGAGGAAUCUCUCAAUGCCCUAUCAAGCGACGCACCAGCGGAGGAACCCAAGUCUACUUCUCCCGUUGAAACGGAGAAUGAUUCGCAAGAACUACCUGCAUCUGAAGAGUCCGAGCCUCAAUCUACUCCCACUCGCAGGGACCCUCCCGACUCUUUGAGCCCCAAACCAAACUUUUCCAUCUCUACUUCUUCGCGGGUGCCCAUUUCACCCAUGGUGAAGCCACAGUCUCCCGUGCUGGACUUCCGAGCAAACCUGCGAAAACGAGAAGUCGUCAAAGACAACGGAGAGGACAAAGAACCAGAAUUUAAAAAUGUAUUUGGACGCCUCAAAAAGAUUGAACCUCGCAGCUACGUUCCUCCUGAUGCGCUCAAGGGCAAUAUCCUACUAGGCAAAGCUGCGCUGAAUAACACCGGCGGACCAAAGAAGACCGAGCGAGUUGAUGAAUUUAGGAAGAGCCUUGUGGUACGCAAAGAUGAAAUGAAAGCCGGCGGGGGCUCCAUCAGACGGAAUACUGCUGGAGAGCAGGAUGCGCCACCAAGACAAACUGAGUUCGUACCAGAAGCAAUUACUAUGCGACAAAAUAUGACCCGGGCAAACAGCAUCAAGCAGCCACUUGUGGGUGAGCCGGUAUCGCCUACUAAAAGCUUUGCUUCUCGAAUUUCGCAGGACAGACCAUUGUCGUCCCCGAAGUCAUCUAUCAAAGGCAUCGGUUCAUCGCGAGCUUCCCAGGAACAACAACCAUUGUCGCCAUAUGCUGCCGAUGAUGAGCCGACAUCGCCUGCUAAAAGCUUUGCUUCUCGUGCUUCGGACAAAGCAUUGUCCUCCCCGAAUUCAUCUUUCAAAGGAAUCGUUUCAUCGAGAGCUUCUCAGGAUCAACAACCAUUGUCGCCAUAUGCUGCCAAUGACGAGCCGACAUCGCCUGCUAAAAGCUUUGCUUCUCGUGCUUCGGACAAACCAUUGUCGUCCCCUAAUUCAUCUUUCAAGGGAAUCGUUUCAUCGAGAGCUUCUCGGGAACAACAACCAUUGUCGCCAUUCCCUGCUAAUGAUGAGCCGGGCUGGCCCUUGAAAGACACCAGUUCCUCGCGUACAUCUCAACAAUCACAGCCGUUCUCACCGUUCCCUGCCGAUGAUCCCAGCGAUGAGCCAGAGGAGACAAUCCCCGCGGCGAGCGACUACAAGCAAACCCCCGAGGUGGUAUCUUCAGUGAAACAGGAGGAAACCCCCAAAGCCGUUACACCAAUUGAGCAUAGCAUGGUGAAGAUGCAGGAACCCUCAGUCAGGACACUCCGCCCAGUUCGUCAAUGGCCACCGGCACCUGUUGCAGAGGCUACUGUGACUCCAACUCUAGCACCUAAAAGCAAAUUGGCGGGCCGAAUCAACCCUGCGCUAGCUGGCCUACUUUCUCGUGGCGCGCCUGCCGGUGACGGACCGAAGAAGCAACUGGCAACCCCUGUCUCAGCGCCGAGUAACCCUGCCUCGCCAUCUGCGCCUCUCACGCACGUCACAAAGGGUCGUGCCAGAGGCCCGAAGAGACGACUUCCCCAGACAAUUGAUGUCUCGACCCCGCCCGCUCGGAAUGCUAUUAAGGAGGUUGGUGCUAUUUCCUCUGAAGCCACCCCGCCAGAGACUCCUACAAUCCCUGUUGAGUCCUUGGACAUCGAUUCGGAGUACCUGUCGCAGUCUGAUGAAGACCCAGUUCCUGACAUCAAAACCCCCCGUGCAGACAGCGCAGUCACCGAGCAAUUUCCGGAGGUAAACACUCCUCCCCAGGAUACCCUCAAACGUGAUACGCCCACACCCGAAAGUAAUUUCCAGCGCGCUCUUCAGACCCCUUCCCUAACAACGAAUUUCGACAUGUUUCCCUCCGCCAAUCUUGAGGCGACACCCAGGGACCCCGAAAGCCCUGGAGAGGUGAGUCCAUCUAGCGGACCACCCGUCCCGCCGAAGUUUGAUUCUCCCGUCUCCCCCUUGCCUGUAACGACAAAGACACAAUGGGGCCAGCAAAACCGGUUUACGUCCUCAUCACCGUACGCUCUCCUAACAAGCCAGAAAGUGAACCAAAUAGAAUCACCUAUGAGUCAGGAGAAGAGCAUCCCCGAUGUUACCGUCGAGUCAUCACGCAGUUCCGUCUCACGGCCCAUGAGCCAUCCCUCCCCGCCAGUACCUCCUAAAGACGAUGAUGUUAUGCUCCAUAAGCCACCCAAUCCGCGCAGACUUUCAAGAAAGAUGUCCGCUCCAUCACUAGUGGCGCAAGCUAGUGAGGCACGUGAGGUAAUUGCGGGCUUCUUCAAGACAAUCCCUAACGCUCGAAACCGCAUGGACAUUGAUCCCCAGCUGAUGGUAAUGCGUAAGCCGGAUGAUGUUAAGAUCAGGACCGUGAAGCUACAUAUCUGGGAGCUCACAGGUGAUGGGAGGCGUCAGGAACUUCCUUCCCACCUGGAGUACAUCCUAUACCAAGGCAGCAUGUAUCUCUGCGUGCAUAUAUUCGAGACCGAACGAGGCAACGUUUCGGAAGUAUACCUUUGGCGUGGAGACGAUGUCCCCGACGCCUCGGUGGAUAAUGAACAGCCGUUCGCACGCAAAGUCGCUCGUGAAAAUAGCUCCAAGUUGCAAAUCAUUCGACAAGGCAAUGAGCCCAGGCGGUUCAUCCAAGCGCUUGGUGGCAUUAUGAUCACGCGUCGGGGAUCCAGCUCCCGCCACAAUUCAUCGGCUCUCUACAUGCUUUGUGGCCGGAAACACUUGGGCGAGAUGACCUUCGAUGAAGUAGAUUACUCGCUGCGCAAUCUCUGCUCUGGUUUCCCUUACGUUGUCUCUGCUCCGUUUGGCAAGCUCUACCUAUGGAAGGGCAAAGGCAGUGGCCCUGAAGAGACCGGUGCAGCCCGACUUAUCGGCAUGGACCUAGGUCUGACUGGAGAGUUCGAAGAAGUCACCGAGGGUGAAGAGCCCGACGAUUUCUUCGAUGUCUUCGCAGGGCCCAGAGAGGCCGCACCGCACAUGUGCCAGGAUUACUGGAAGCUCAAGCCGAAGUACAACCACUUCGGCAUGCGACUCCUCCGCGUCGACCACGAAGUGAACCCGCCAACUCGUUUCUGGAAUAUCCGCCGUCCGGGCGCGGGUGCACCAGUGGUCAAUGCCAACGAUUGCGUUCAAGAAAUCGAGCCAUUCUGCUACCGAGACAUCGUCGAGAAAGAUGUUUACGUUCUGGACACCUUCUUUGAGAUCUACGUUAUUGUCGGUGAGCAAGCCUCACAGAAGUCUGCCGAUUUCGCCUCGGCAGUGGUCUUCGCGCAUGAAUAUGGUAUUCUUGCCACAUCCCUCCAGGACCGACCAUUCAUCCCCAAGAGUUACGUGGCCCUCGGCGGCAUCCCCGACCGCUGCCAAAGCGCAUUCCGCAAAUGGAACCCACGUGCCCAGCAUGCGCCUUUCGUGUUCUCUCUGGACGUUGUUAUCGAGGCGAUUCGAUCACCAGAGGAGAAUUGA